This is a messenger RNA of Lachancea lanzarotensis, 2349 nucleotides long. RefSeq names its product LALA0S03e00848g1_1. Gene Ontology annotation, cellular component: cytoplasm. NCBI's taxonomy places the organism in Eukaryota, Fungi, Ascomycota, Saccharomycetes, Saccharomycetales, Saccharomycetaceae. Gene Ontology annotation, molecular function: protein serine/threonine kinase activity; ATP binding. The record is from RefSeq and is a predicted model, not a curated record. Gene Ontology annotation, biological process: actin filament organization; peptidyl-threonine phosphorylation; protein autophosphorylation. The transcript has a single exon. Bases 1 to 2349 code for a protein of 782 amino acids.
AUGAAUAACAACCAGCUUCCUGACAUAUACCCGGCAGGAACUGCACUGACGGUGGGGUCUCAUAAAGCGCGAAUCAUCAAAUAUCUUGCAAGCGGUGGCUUUGCUCAUAUCUAUUCAGCGGAAAUAUCGCCGGCCGAUUCCAAUAGUUCAACUAUCGUCGCAUGUUUAAAAAGGGUUCUGGUACCUGAUAAACCCAGUUUGAACGUCCUGCGAGCGGAAGUAGACGCUAUGAAGCUUCUUCGUGGAAACAGACACGUAGUUUCUUACAUCGAUUCUCAUGCCGCGAAAUCUGGACAUCGAAACGGCUCUUACGAGGUUUUCCUCCUCAUGGAACUGUGCACAGGUGGUGGACUAAUAGAUUUCAUGAACACCAGACUCCAAAAUCGUCUUCAAGAAGCAGAGGUCUUGAAAAUCAUGAGCGACAUCACACAGGGCAUAGCUGCAAUGCAUGCACUUCUUCCACCUUUGGUUCACAGAGACAUCAAGAUAGAGAACGUUUUGAUCGCUGGUGAUAACACGUUCAAAGUUUGCGACUUCGGCUCUGUGUGCGGUAUCAUAAGACCCCCAAAAAAUGGACAGGAAUUCAAUUAUGUUCAGCACGACAUCUUGAAAAAUACCACCGCACAAUAUCGUUCACCAGAAAUGAUUGAUCUUUACAGAGGCUACCCUAUCAAUGAAAAAUCUGAUAUUUGGGCACUCGGUGUCUUCCUCUACAAGCUUUGUUACUAUACGACCCCAUUCGAAAAAGUUGGCGAAGCCGCCAUUUUGCAUUCACGAUUCCAGUUCCCUGCAUAUCCACAAUACAGCGAUAAAUUAAAACAUUUAAUCAGCGUGAUGCUGACCGAAAAUCCGUUGAUGAGACCUAAUAUCUGUCAAGUUCUUGAGGAAGUCUCUCGCGUUAGAAAUGUGCCCUGUCCUCUUCGCAACUUCUACAUUCUCAGGUCAAUGCAGCAGCACCAUGAGACAAAAUCACAUUCCCCCACUCCUAUACAUCAAUCCAGUUCACAGCCAAAAAUCGAGGUGAUCCAACAUAUUAGUACGCAGCAGCCGGUCGCUGGUUUAAGCUCUUGGAAGUCAUUCGCUAAUGGAUCGAAUAAUGGUAUGUUAUAUCAACCCCAAACAAAGUCACAAGGAAACCAGGUUUCCCAUCAGAACAGGCUUGCUGAUCCUUUCAAGGCGAUCGACAAAACAAGACUUUUAAAUGGCACUGCCACAAAACUUCCAGCCGUUUCUACAGCUGGAAACAAUCCUACUCUUGUUCAUGGAAAGACUUCUACCGAAGCCGAUCUUUUCUCAUCGAGACGAUCGGCCAGUCCUGCUCUUGGCGGGCGGGGAGACAUAUCGAAAAUCGUUAGCGCCAACCCAACGACUCUGGAAAUGCAUUCAAAGUAUUCAUCAACGCGUACGCAAAACGACAACGUUUUGGGAACGACUCCUGCCUUGCGGAGCUCAGUCCCAAGGCAGCUGUCAUCAUCCCGAACAUCGGAUGUUUUGGAAAGCCAGAACAGCGGAGACAGCGUCGGAAAAAGGCUUGGCCAAAAACUCAAAAAGGUGUUUACUGGUGAAAGAAGAUCUAUAUCACCCAUCAAAUCGAGGCAAAAUACAGGAGAAAGUGUCAAAUCAUCAUUUGCUACUCUUCGUCGUGGUAUUUCGAGAGCAGGCAGUCUCAAAGAAGACCUUUCGAGUAAAUGGGGUUCAAAUGAUUUACCUGUAGGACUUGCACCUUCCAAUGGACAAAGAGCACGUAUAUCUUCUUCGGACUCCAUAGAAGAAGAGCGGGUCUCGAUGCGCCGAUCCCACUCUAGAAGUAGCAGUACUGCUUCCAUUAUUUCAGAUCUCGAUAAAUUGGACGAAGACGAUACUGCCGCAAAGGAAUAUUAUAGGGCACGCUCGCCAGUUAGAAUGGGACAUGACAAUGACUCUCGGCUGUCUAUACAAAAACGAGUGCAGGACCUUCUCAAGAGCUCAGAAGAUGCUCAUGUGCUCAAAACCGCUAGUGGCUAUGGCGAAACAUCAGCAUUCGAAGAAGCGAAACUGUUACCACAAUUGACCAAUGAAACUAUGCUUCGAGACCGUGGUGACUCAAGUGCUUCGACGCCUAAAGUGUUAUCGCCCGGCGAAAGGCACUCUAGUGUGGUCAUCACAAAAGUAGCCCCCGAAAAAGGGAGAUCGCCUUUCAAACCAGCGCAUCCGAAGCCAAAAAGGCCAGCAAAGCCGAUCCAUCUGAGAGGAGAUAAGCUGUCUUUACCAAGCGCUUCUGAAAGUGAUAGAGACACAGAUCAUUGGAAUCUUCGUGAGAUAGAAGAGCUCGAGAAAGAUUUCAAAACACGUUUUCCGAGUGCUGCCUGA